GUAUUUUGCCAUCUCUAUAAACAUAGCACGCGGGUUUUGUUUUUAUAGUUUGAUCCACUUGUUAGCUCGUUUAAAAUGGCCCUUCUGACAGAGAAGCGCCCAACGAAGACAACUGCUCCCGCUGCCGACAACUCUCCGGAAGAAUCGGAAUCCGAGGGCAGCCAGAAUUCCGGUAGCGAGGCGGAGGGAAACGCCGGGUGGGCAGAUUCAAUCCUGAAAGUCCUCAAAACCACCAAGCCAGUAACCCAAAACAAAACCGUGCUAGCACGUGCCAAAAGCAGCCAGGCGGCAGUGCGACCUCAAAAAAACGCAGCCACAAAGAAGCCUGAAUUCGACUUCGAAAUUGAGAAAACGGAGCACGUGAAGGAGGAGGAAGAUGACGACAACGAUGAAGAUGAAAAGCCUGAGGCCUCAGCUUUGGAUGCCACGCUGACCAAGCAGCAGCGUAAGAAUGUGCCUCUACAGCUGCGUGUUAAGCCCAGCUAUCGGGAUUUGGAGCGCGAACGUACGCUCCGCAAAGUGGCCACCCGCGGUGUGGUGCAGUUCUUCAACGCCGUGCGCAUCCAGCAAAAAGAUCUGCAGCAGCAACUGGAGGAUGCGGGUCCGCUGGACAGCCGGCAAGAUGCGGUGCUCAACAACAUCAACAAGCGCAAAUUCCUGGACGUUCUGAUGAGCGGCAAGCGGGCCAAGUCGACAGCCAUUGACAAUGCUGUGAAGAAGGAGGAACAAGAGACGGAUGAGGAUGAAGAGGAUGAGGGUACAAGCGGCAAAAAGAAGUCCGAGUGGAAUGUGCUCCGCGAAGACUUUAUGACCAACAAAAAAAUUAAGCACUGGGACGAGGAAGACGAUGACGAGGAGGGCAACAACGAUGGGGCAGAUGAUAGCGACGAUGACGAUGGGGAGGAUUAGUUUUAAAUUUUUUAAUAAAUGUUAGUUUUUCAAUCAA
Molecule: messenger RNA, 946 nt
Organism: Drosophila ficusphila
Lineage: Eukaryota; Metazoa; Arthropoda; Insecta; Diptera; Drosophilidae
Product: RRP15-like protein
Exons: 1
Coding region: 76-909 (277 amino acids)
Biological process (GO): maturation of LSU-rRNA; maturation of 5.8S rRNA
Cellular component (GO): preribosome, large subunit precursor
Source: RefSeq, a predicted model, not a curated record